Molecule: messenger RNA, 4262 nt
Organism: Pomacea canaliculata
Lineage: Eukaryota; Metazoa; Mollusca; Gastropoda; Architaenioglossa; Ampullariidae
Product: transcription factor E2F3-like
Exons: 9
Coding region: 294-1583 (429 amino acids)
Biological process (GO): regulation of transcription by RNA polymerase II
Cellular component (GO): RNA polymerase II transcription regulator complex
Molecular function (GO): protein dimerization activity; DNA-binding transcription factor activity, RNA polymerase II-specific; RNA polymerase II cis-regulatory region sequence-specific DNA binding
Source: RefSeq, a predicted model, not a curated record
UCGCGGGAAAUUCGAUUUCGCGCCAAUCUCGCUGUGGCUUUGUUGCCGAACAGUUUUGUCGGGAAACGACUUUAUGAGUUUCGAUGCUUGAGGCAAUCGUGGUCAUCGGGAAUCAUCAUAAUGAAAUAAAAGUUACAUGAAGCCUGGAGUGCAUUUGCCAAAAAAUAUUGUCACUAUUUGUGACUUUAUUUCAUUAAAAGCAUAAUCAGAUAAGAAUAUUUUUCAACUCAAAAUAUUCGUAUGACGGAAUGAACGUACGGAUUCUUUAAAGCUCUGUUUCGCAGGAAGAUACUAUGCCUAGGAAGCAAACCCUCGUUCAUCGAAGAGGACUUUCCGAUAUAAAACAAGAACCACUGGAAAUAACAACAGCACAGACUGCAAACAUAUCUUCUGUUUUGUGUUCUCCUUCGGCGGACUAUGCAUACGAGUACAGCAGCCAGCGCAACAGAGUAUUGGAAGCGGAGCAGAUAGGUGCUUACACACCUCAGUCAACAACCUCCAGUCAAUCGCCGUGCAAAACAUCAUUAACAGGCAGAUCACAGGUGAAGCGGAAAUUGGAUUUAGAAGAUGUCAAACUUGAGGGAUUCAAAACUCCCAAAAGUUGUAAGCGAAGAAGGGGUUCAGAGGCAAGUCCAAGAGCAACGUGUGGACGCUCACCAGCAGAAAAAACUCGAUAUGACACCUCUCUAGGUCUUCUGACGAAAAAGUUUGUUGGCUUGUUGAGAAGUGCUCCAGAUGGGGUGGUUGACUUAAACAGAGCCUCAGAAAAACUGGAGGUGCAAAAAAGAAGAAUAUAUGAUAUUACAAAUGUCCUGGAAGGAAUAAAUCUCAUCCAGAAAAAAUCAAAAAAUAAUAUACAGUGGAGAGGUGCUGCUGGGUGUAGUUCUGCUAGUCAGACAAGAAUCCUUGGAACUCAUCUGUGUUCAGAUCUUGAAACAAAGGAGAAUGUCUUGGAUGAAAUGAUUCAGCAGUGUACUCGCCAGCUCCGCCUUUUAACAGAAGAUUCUGAAAAUGCUAAAUUAGCAUAUGUAACCUAUCAAGACAUUCGCAGCUUGUCAUCGUUAGAUGACCAGACAGUUAUUGCAAUCAAAGCCCCUCCAGAAACAAGGUUAGAGGUGCCAGAUCCCACCGAGAGUAUUCAGAUUUGGUUGAAAAGUACUCGGGGUCCUAUAGAGGUAUUUUUAUGUCCUGAAGAACUUCCUGGCUCCAGUAGAGAGCAUGCUGCAGAAUCUACAGAAAGCUGUACAGAAACAGAAGCAACAUCAGAAGCAAGCACUGAUGCUUCACUUCCAUCAAAAAAAGUGUGUCGGUCUGUAAAUAUUAAAGAAGAAUGCUUGUUCUUGGAGGACUCUGCCCCUAAAAGCAAUCACCAAGGAUCAGCACCAAUGAUGAAGCAGGCACUGCUGGAACAGGCGGACAUCUCUCCCUCCUUUCAUUCCAGUCUUCUGCAGCAAACUACAGAUCAAGAAACAGACAUGCCUUUUGUGUCUCUUGAACCUCCUUUUGAUGUCGAUGAUAAUAUAUUUGGCUUCAGCAGUGCAGGGAUUGCUGACUUGUUUGAUGCUUAUGAGAUAGAUUUGUGAGCUUUUUCAUGAUCACCUUUUUAAGCUGGUGAUUUGAUAGUGUGGUCUCCCUUGUCUUUUUUUCACAUUGUUGACUUGACACAGUAGCCGUGUAUCUAUAGUGACCUUCUCUCCUUAUUUACACAUUUUUACAAAAAUAGCUGUUGGUGCAAAAAUUGAAAAUAAAAACUGCAGAAGAAUUUGAUAUGGUCAUUUGAGAUGUAGGCAUUGUCUGCUGCAAUCCUUAACUCUUCCCUUGUGAACAAAAAGCAAUACAAUUCAUCGCUUACAAUAAGAGAGAUGGCACAGUAUGUUCCAAGACUGACACCUACUAAACACAAUAAAGACAGCCAACAGUGACACCGCAUGCUUGGCUAUUUUAGCUCCAUAUGGCAAGUAAUUCUUAGUAAAAUAAUUGCUAAAAGUACCAACACUUCUUCCCGUUUUUGUUCCUUUAUUUACUCACAGCAUGAUGUGUUUUGUGACACUACAAUGUGCAAAACAGGCACCGGUUUAGUUCACUUCAAAGAAUGUAAACUGUAAGGGAAGAGUUUAGGAUAAUGACAUUUUAGGACAGACUGUGUAUAGCUAAUUGACCAUGAAACGACUGGAAUUUGAAUUCUUUCCUUAGAAUUGAAACUAAAAUCAUCAUGUCUCAGUAUAUGUUAACCAUUUGCAUGUUGUGUUUUUUUAUAUAUAUGAAAAAAAUUGUGGAAGAUUUUAAACUAGAUUUGUUUUAUAGAAGAUUUUUAAAGAUAGUAUAGAUCAUCUACUUUGAUCUGGUACUAUUUGCAACGUAGAUAUGUUAUUACCCCAGCCCAACUCUCACUGCCCAGUUCAGCUCUACGUGUGUGAUAGACAGGAGGCUGUGGUACAUUAACAGAUGUUCUUUGUCUGUGAAGGACAAAAUUGGUUUAGUCAUCUGUUCCAUGUAGGUACAAGUGAAAUUCAAAUACUAGUUCUUGUGCUCAAGCAAGACAAAUGAUUGGCCAGCAUCUUCUUGACUCAUAACUGGCAUGAUUUUUUAGUUUCGUUUUUUUUUUUUUUUUAACAAAUGAGUAAAAUGUGUACUCUCAAUCUAAUCACUAAAUGCUGUCAGAAGUGAUUGUACAUAGUACAUAGUGACUGCAAAAACUGUGUACUAAGCCUAAUCACAUACUCUUGUCUCUGUUUCAUUUGUUGCACUAGAGAGCCCAUGCCAUCAAGUAGGCAGCCUGUAUAUCUGGUUCUUUCAAGCAGAAACAAUCACUUUUACUCUUCAACCCACACUAAAGGAUAUGUGUCAUUCCAAGCUGCCCCUUUUAGAGCAUACAAGCCCUUUUAUCACAGUCUCAUAUUUUCCCUAUCUCCCAGCUGACAAGUUGACUACCACUCAAGUAACAGCUGAUGCUCUGAUUUUGGUGCUGCAAGUAAACAACGUUUUAUCUGUAUGAUGUAGGUUUUCUUUAUUGCCACAGAAGUUGCUUCUCAUAAUGUGCUUGAAAAUGAAAGUGCUUAACUCUCAACCAUUGUCACUAAACGCUGACUUGUGCUUUAUGCCUUUAAGUAAAAUAAGGUUUGAUUCAGGUGCUUAACGGAGGGUCACAUAAAGGAGUGGAAAGGGUGCCAGUUGGGAAACCCGAAAGGUGUGCAACUGGUGCACUUUCACCAUUGCUGCAUCUCAUCAUACUCCUUAGGGGCCUCAAAGGACAGAAAAUGUAGGGUCACAACAGCAAGAAAUGGUAGAAACAUGCAGACUUUGCCCUACAGCAUCAAAUAUGUUGGGUGGUGAGCAGAAUGCUAGUUUUCUUCAUAACAGAUCACGAACAUACAAGUGCAGCAAUGGGAGAAUAGGAAGGGCUAUGCUAGAGUGCCAUUUCUUUGCUCUCAUUUCACAUGUUUGGCAGCUAAACUGUUGUAGGGAUAUAGCUCAGUGUUCUUUUGAAAUUUGUUUUUGUUAAAGGGUAUUUUCCCUUUUAUUCCAAGCUAUCCCACAAAGGCAAAUGACUACACUUGUUGCUUUCCUCCAUAAACAUGGUCACAAAAGUCCAAGUGUCUUGAACUUUCUUAAUUUGGAAUACAGUAGUUUAUGGACUGAAAAUUGUAUAUAACAAUGAAAUGUGCCUUAAAGAGAGAGGAGUGCCGGUGCUGCCAGCAGUUUUACUCUGCAUUCCCAUUGAUUUACUUUUUAAGGGGGGGACUAGGGAUGCAGAGAUUAAGUCAGAAACGGUGUCUUUUUAUCACUAACGUUAUUUCUUUCUUUUAUUUUACCUGUGAGAAGGGUUUUAUUUAUUUAUAUAGCAUAUUAUUUAUUCAGAUUCUGCGGUAUGUGUGUGUGUGAAAGAAUGGUGGAGUUUAGGGAUAGUCCUGACAUAGCAGUCCUGCUUUUUCAGUGAUAUCUCAAGACAGACCACAUGAAAGGUUUUUUCUGUACCCCAAGUAUUUCUUUACUGGUGACAGCACUAAUAGUGUGUAUAAAAGUUAGGAUAGACAGUUUUUUAAAGAACAAUUGCAUUGGCAAGAGGUGCCAAAGAAUAGUAUUGUGUGUGCUUAUAUUGAAACAUUCCUUGUGUUUUGCCAGCAACAAGGUCAGUUACAAGAGGCUUAAUUCAAACUUUCAACACAAAGCUUUGUCACAGAAAAAUAUUUAGUAUUUUAGACAUAAUUGUGAAUUUCAAUGUAAGCUUGCUUGAGAAAAUAAAGUGAAUUUUGUGUGAAAAA